Molecule: messenger RNA, 1032 nt
Organism: Aureobasidium vineae
Lineage: Eukaryota; Fungi; Ascomycota; Dothideomycetes; Dothideales; Saccotheciaceae
Source: the annotation of a GenBank genome assembly
AUGUCAACCCGCGAACCAAGUCACGCUGGAAGCUGGUAUAGCUCUUCCAAAUCACAACUCUCAAGCCAACUCGAUGGCUGGCUGUCCAAGGUCGAUACUCCUGUCCAGCCCAUCGGUCAAAUCUCAUCUCAGGAGUCUUUGAGCACUUUGCCUGUACCCGGUGCCAGAGUUAUUAUUGCUCCACACGCUGGCUACUCAUACUCCGGACCUGCAGCUGCAUGGGCUUAUCGUUCUUGGGAUAUUCCAAAGGCAAAGCGUGUCUUCUUGCUCGGCCCUUCGCACCACUUCUAUCUGUCCAAAUGUGCUCUCAGUCAAUGCGACAAGUAUGCCACUCCUCUAGGAGACUUGACGAUUGACAGAGAAACAACAAAGCAGUUGUACGAAACUGGCAAGUUUCAGUGGAUGAGCAAGAGCGUGGAUGAAGACGAACACAGUCUCGAGAUGCACCUGCCGUACAUCUACAAAAUGCUGUCCAGGUACACGCCUGCUUCCUUCUUUGGCAACUUACGCAUAACUGACCGGUCCCNNAGAUCCUUCCCCUCAGAAUCUGCGUUCCCAAAACUCGUCCCCAUCAUGGUCGGCAACACAAACGCAGCCACCGAAAAGCAAUUCGGCGAGCUCCUAGCACCUUACCUCAAGGACCCUUCCAACGCCUUUGUUAUCAGCUCAGACUUUGCACACUGGGGCCUGCGUUUCCGCUACACUUACUACGAGCCCUCUUCCGGCAAUGUAGUGAAUCUGUCAGCGGGAGCAAAGCCACCCAGAGAUCCUCCCAUCCACGAGAGCAUCAAGAACGUCGACUUUGAAUGUAUCGAUGCGUGUGAAACGGGUAGUCAUGCGGCUUGGCUUGAUACUCUGGCUGAUACUGGUAAUACGGUUUGUGGAAGGCAUCCGAUUGGUGUUGUCAUGGCUGCCAUGGAGGCAUUGAACAGUCCUGCUAGGUUCAAGUUCGUACGUUACGAACGCAGUAGCGAGUGUACUAGGGUUGAGGACAGUAGUGUUAGUUAUGCUAGCGCUUUUGCUGUUAUUUGA